Messenger RNA from Trichomonas vaginalis G3, 1065 nucleotides. RefSeq names its product protein of unknown function, DUF4106 family. The annotation marks the transcript as partial. The record is from RefSeq and is a predicted model, not a curated record. Lineage: Eukaryota; Parabasalia; Trichomonadida; Trichomonadidae. The transcript has a single exon.
AUGUUCGCCGACAUACAAAAGACUCCAACAUCAGAUGAAAAUAUUCAGCAUAGAAUGGAAGAACUGAAAGAAAGUGUACGCAAAUACAACAAUCCUUUUUACUUACGACCAUAUAACGUUCAAUCUUUGGCUGAACUCGGUGAAAAUAAAAGGUUAAAUUUCAACAAAACAUAUAGAAAUGAAACAUUGUUUAAAGUUCAUUCAGAACCUAACCAAUAUGGAAACAAACCUACUUUUGUUUCUGCAGACUAUGGAACUACAAUGAGAUGGGGUCAUAAAGCUAAUCCGGAUAGGUGGUUCAUAAACUUACAACCACAAUUCCAAGAAGUUGUAGACGCAAUGGAAGUGAAUGGUGAACCAGAUAUAGCUGGUAUUUUCAGCGCGGCUUUAAUGCCAUUGAAAGAUAUGAAACAUGCAGAUAUUUUGGACCAGUAUGAAAUGAACAUGGCUGAUGGAAAUAUAACACCUGACGUUCUAGAACAUUUAUCUCAAAGAACUACACAGAACCAUAGAGAUGGUAUAUUUGGUGAAGAGUUUAGAAAGAAAGUUAGGGAGAUAGAAGGAAGAGAACCUAUUGUACAUGACCUUGCAAACGAAAGUUUACAAAAUGUCAUAAAAACUUACUUUGCAGACAAUGAACUGAGAAGGGAUGAAUAUUUAAGAAAACUCAAAUGGACAGUACCAAAUGAAAUGUUAGUAUUGAAAAACAUGUUCCUUGACAAAAUAAAACCAACUACAGAAAUAAAUGACGCAAGACUGAAACAUUGGGUAAAAGCUUUCCCAUUCACAAAAGAUAUUAUUGGUAACAUGGAAAGAAAACCAGAAUGGCUACAAAAACAUAUAUUUGGAAACGAGCUUAUUCCAUAUGGACAAGCUCUGUUUGAAGAGCUUGAACCGGAAACUCAGGAAAGAGUCAUGCAAACAAUACGCGAAGACUCAAAUACAAACUAUGACAAAAUCUUUCUAGGAUAUAGGUUACCUGAGAUGGGCGACCAGAGCCCAAAGGCAAAAAGGACAUGGGAAAUUUACAACAUACUAGGUGAACAUGAGGCAAAGAUGCAACAA